Molecule: messenger RNA, 1602 nt
Organism: Fonsecaea erecta
Lineage: Eukaryota; Fungi; Ascomycota; Eurotiomycetes; Chaetothyriales; Herpotrichiellaceae
Product: homoserine O-acetyltransferase
Exons: 1
Coding region: 1-1602 (533 amino acids)
Biological process (GO): L-homoserine metabolic process
Molecular function (GO): L-serine O-acetyltransferase activity; homoserine O-acetyltransferase activity
Source: RefSeq, a predicted model, not a curated record
AUGGCGGUGCCGCGAGGAGCCCAGAUCGCAGCACGGCUCCUGAGUCGAGGCUCACGGACUCUGAACUCCAAUCCAUCUUUAAGCAUAAGGGAGCACAAGUUCGACCAUUCCCUUGCAAAAUCAAAGACCCAGCGGAUUAGAAAUGCCUCUCUACACACGCGAGCAUCUCAUCAUGCGCAGGCCGCCACUGCUGCUGUGCAUGAAGAAGAACCUUACGAGUCCUCGAACCCGGCAAUGUCCUUUCCGUGUCUGGACGCCCAAGAAAUGAAGACGGCUGCUUUGCAGAACCGCUCUCUCGAAUCAGGGCCCGAGCCAUCCUACACCACGGGCAAACACAUGGUCUUCCACAGCUCCGACCCCAUCCUGCUAGAUUGGGGUGGGAUACUGCCUGAAUUCAACAUCGCCCACGAGACUUGGGGUACAUUGAACGCAGACAAGAGCAAUGCAAUUCUGUUACAUACUGGACUAUCGGCGUCAAGCCAUGCACACAGCACUGGAGCAAACCCGAAACCUGGAUGGUGGGAAAAGUUCAUUGGGCCUGGUGCUCCCUUGGAUACCAGCAAAUACUUUGUGAUUUGCACCAACGUGAUAGGUGGCUGCUAUGGCUCGACUGGACCUUCUUCGAUCGACCCCUCUGACGGCCAGCGAUAUGCCACUCGGUUUCCCAUUUUGACGAUGGACGAUAUGGUCAGAGCGCAAGCGCGGCUUCUGGACGGCCUGGGAAUCGACAAGCUCUACGCCAGCGUCGGUGCCAGCAUGGGCGGUAUGCAAAGUCUCGCCUUUGGUGUUCAUUUCCCUGAGCGAGUGGGCAAAGUCGUCAGCAUUUCAGGCUGUGCAAGGAGUCACCCGUACAGCAUCGCCAUGCGGCACACUCAACGACAAGUGUUGAUGAUGGACCCUAAAUGGAACAGGGGCUUCUACUACGACAGUAUCCCUCCACAUACGGGAAUGAAGCUCGCCCGCGAAAUUGCCACCGUGACAUACCGCAGCGGGCCAGAGUGGGAGAAUCGAUUUGGGAGACAGCGAGCCGACCCCAGCAAACAGCCCGCGCUGUGCCCUGAUUUCUUAAUUGAGACGUACCUGGACCACGCUGGUGAGAAGUUUUCCUUGGAAUAUGAUCCAAAUUCUUUGCUUUAUGUGAGCAAGGCGAUGGAUCUGUUCGAUCUUGGGUGGGCGCAUCAAGAGAGCACAAGAACGCGAAGACAAAAGAACCAGGAGAAGCUGUUGAACUUUCGUGGGGCAGCCACCAUUCGAAACGACCCAGCAUGCAGUCUGAUGUUGCCGUCGAAGAAUUAUGAAGAACAAGUUUCCACUGCGCCAAUGGAUGAAGUUGUUGCCCCCGGCCACCCAGCAGGCCCGCCCAAAGAUCUCGUCCAGGGGAUGGCACCCUUGAGCGACCAUCCCGUCUUGGUGAUGGGUGUGGCCAGCGAUAUCCUCUUUCCAGCGUGGCAGCAGAGAGAAAUAGCUGAGACGUUGAGGGCAACAGGGAACAAUCGAGUAACGCACGUGGAACUUGGCGAGGAUAUUAGUUUGUUCGGGCAUGACACAUUUCUCUUGGAUCUAGAGCAUAUUGGCGGCAAUCUUGGGAAAUUCCUGCAGUAA